AUGACCUGGAUCAUUCAAGCGGCGGUGCUCUUCGCCUUACCGGCGACCGUGAUGCGCUACAUCGUGGAGUUUGCCAUAGGGCCGCCCUCGACGAUCUACCGGCGAGAGACCUGUCGACCCUUCGACAUCUAUGACCAUUUGCGGAAGACCCAGGCGAGCGAAGACCUGCAGAUGUCGCCGUUUCUUUUCUGGGGCCAUUGGUCUUGGGGACGCCAACACGAGAAGGGCUGUGAAAGGCUGCGACUGUGGGGGGAGUGA
Durusdinium trenchii is the source of this 258-nucleotide messenger RNA. NCBI's taxonomy places the organism in Eukaryota, Dinophyceae, Suessiales, Symbiodiniaceae. The record is from the annotation of a GenBank genome assembly.